AUGCUUAGAUCAAUUUAUCAGGGUUCUAACAAGCACUGUUUUGAUAGUUUGCGCCUAACUAAACGGUCCUUUGUGGACCUGUGCGCUAUCUUGCGUGAAAGAUGUGGUUUGGGGGACACAUUUUAUGUGUCGGUUGAAGAAUCAGUCACAAUGUUUCUGCUAGUGCUAAGCCAUGGGAUGAAAUACCGGUUAAUUGAAAGCACGUACAGAUGGGCACUCGAGACCAUCAGUAGGCAUUUCAAUGAGAUCUUAAGAGCUGUCCUUUCCUUGUCUCAUGAGUUUAUAAAGCUACCAACCCCUUCAGCUGAGCAGCCCGAGGAUAGUAGAUGGAAAUGGUUUCCAGAUGGGCUAGGAGCUUUAGAUGGCACACAUGUUGAUGUCCGUGUUUCCGCUCUCAAGCAAGGCAGAUACAGGAAUAGAAAGCAAGAUGUGACCACUAAUGUGCUUGGUGUUUGUGACCGGAAUAUGAAGUUUUUGUAUGUCUUAGCUGGAUGGGAAGGUUCUGCAUCUGAUUCACGAGUGUUGCGAGAUGCAAUGUCACGACAAGACGCUUUUAGAGUUCCACAUGGAAGAUAUGGAUGUGGAGAAGAAAGGAGGUAGAAACUACCUUACCUGGACGGAUGAAAUGGAUGAAGCAAUGCUGAAUGUGUUCGUGGAGCAUUACAAUAGAGGGGAUCGUGCUCAAAAUGGGUGGAAGCCACAUGUUUACACUGCAGUUGUCAAGAAUGUUCGAGCCAAGUGCAAUGUGGAUAUCACAAAGGAGAAUGUCAUAUCAAGGUGCAAGACUAUUGAUAGACACUAUGUCAAUGUCAGCAAGAUGUUGUCAACGAGUGGUUUUGGGUGGGAUUGGAUCCAUAACAAGCUUAUGGUUGAUAGUGAGGACGUGUGGAGCAACUAUGUCAAGGCAAACAAAGAUGCCGCAUGCUACAGGCACAAGGUCAUAAAGUUUUGGGACUCUAUCAGCCUUGUCUUCUCGAAGGAUCAUGCCACCGGAACCGGAGCCAGAACUGCUCGUGAAAGUGCAGCGGAAAUGGCUGCAGAGAAUGUCAACAACAUCAACACUGAUUCUGCCGCAACAUCUUCAACCCAAAUCGGCGAGGAACAGAAGAGGAAAAGAUGUCGAAUGGAUGACUCAAUUGCAUAUAUGCUUGGAGAGAAACUGGAUAAUUUUACCAGUGCCUACAAAGCUGAUAUCGCUCAAGUUGCUCCUCCUGAGAAACCCUCCUCUCCUGAAGAAAUACUUGAUGCUCUCAAUGCAAUUGUGGGACUGGAUGAUGAUGGCUUGCUAGCAGCUUAUGAUAUCCUCAUAGCAGAUGACCGCAAGUUCAAGGCUCUUAAGGCGCUGCCUGAAAGGAUGAAGAAGAAAUGGAUCCUCAAGCAAAUCAACCAAUGA
Messenger RNA from Triticum aestivum (bread wheat), 1393 nucleotides. RefSeq lists its product as uncharacterized. NCBI's taxonomy places the organism in Eukaryota, Viridiplantae, Streptophyta, Magnoliopsida, Poales, Poaceae. The transcript is spliced from 3 exons. The record is from RefSeq and is a predicted model, not a curated record. Bases 530 to 1393 code for a protein of 287 amino acids.